Messenger RNA from Falco peregrinus (peregrine falcon), 2800 nucleotides. RefSeq names its product LDL receptor related protein 11 (gene LRP11). The record is from RefSeq and is a predicted model, not a curated record. Bases 89 to 1519 code for a protein of 476 amino acids. Gene Ontology annotation, molecular function: protein binding. The transcript has 7 exons. NCBI's taxonomy places the organism in Eukaryota, Metazoa, Chordata, Aves, Falconiformes, Falconidae.
GCCGCGCUCGCGGGUGCCGGCGGGGGGAGCCGGUCCCGCCGCUCCCGCCGCCGCCGCGCCCGCCUGCGCGCCGCCGCCGCCUGGGGCUAUGGCGGCGCUGGUGCUGGUGCUGCUGGCGGCGCUGGGCGGGCGGGCCGUGCUGCCGGGCGGGCGGUGCGCGGCGCCGCUGGCCGACCUGCGGUCGCAGAUCUCGGGCGUGGAGUCGCUGCUGGAGGAGUUUCGCCGGCAGCUGCAGCAGGAGGAGCCGGGACCGCCGGCGGCGGCGGCGGGCGGCGACGGCGGGGAGCAGUGCGGCGGCGGCAGCAGCUUCUCCUCCAGGCCCGACUCCAUCAUCCGCACCAAGGACUCCAUCGCGGCCGGCGCCACCUUCCUGCGGGCCCCCGCCGCCGUGGCGGGCUGGCGGCAGUGCCUGGACGCCUGCUGCGCCGAGCCGCGCUGCACGCUGGCCGUGGUGCAGGGGCCCGGCCGGCCGCGGGGCGCGGCGGCGGCGGAGCUGGGCUGCUACCUCUUCAACUGCACGCACCGCGGCCGCCCCGUCUGCCGCUUCGCCCCGCACCGCGGCUACAGCAGCUAUAGCCGUCGGCCCGCCGGCUUCGCCCCGCCGCCGCCCGCCGCGCCGCCGGGAGAAUACGAUGAGCCUCCACAGUGCAAGGCAGGACAAGAUAUUGUGCUGCAGUCACCUGUCGACUGGGUGCUUUUGGAUGGCCGAGAAAGUUUAGAUGACCAUGGGAUUGUGCAGUAUGAGUGGACGCUGCUGCAAGGCGACUCAUCGGUUGAAAUGAAGGUACCGCAACCAGGAACACUGAAACUGUCUCACAUUCAGGAAGGCGGGUAUAUUUUCCAGCUAACUGUGACAGACACUGCAGGUCAGCGGAGCUCUGACAACGUCUCUGUGACCAUCCUGCCCAUGGUUCAUUCUGCAGUAGCCUGUGUUGGGGUCUGCUCUCGCUACCAGUUUAUCUGCGAUGAUGGCUGCUGCAUUGACAUCACAUUUGCUUGUGAUGGCGUGAGGCAGUGCCCUGAUGGAUCGGAUGAAACCUUCUGCCAGAACUUCAGUCCAGGUCGGAAGACGGUAACACAUGCAGCUCUUGGCACUACCCAGCAAAGGACUGUUGGACUGACCGAAAACACUGAUGAAAACUCUGCAGAAAAGACCCUGAAAGCCACCGCCAGAAAUCAAUCACUUCUCUCCGUGGAUGCAGACAUGUCUAACCAGUCGCUUUCUCAGGGACCAAAGAAACAAACCAGUGGAUUUGUGCCAGAUAACAGUUCCUCAGGGAAAAGAACAGGUGAUCAAAACGGGAAUGGCAUAAUGGUGCCAAAGAGAGGUCAGCUUGGAGGUGGUCGUCCAGUCCCAGAAACAGGUGCUGUGUUACCCUUAGCCUUAGGCUUGGCCAUCACUGCUUUACUGCUGCUUAUGGUUGCUUGCAGACUGCGUUUAGUGAGACAGAAGCUUAAAAAAGCUCGACCCAUUACAUCCGAAGAGUCCGAUUAUCUCAUCAAUGGGAUGUAUCUAUAGAAGCUGGAUUUAGGUCAGUUGUUUUCUCCCCUUUCUCCUGUGUCCAUGAACCUCUGCCUCUAUAAAAAGACCAAAACCUUUAGUUAAGUGUCAAGUGUAGAAGAAGCCUACAAGAUGAGGAACAUGUUCUUCCCCUUCAGUGAUAAACAAGCGGGUAGAUGCCCGUGCUCAGAAAAAUAGAUGUGUUCACACUCCAGAGAGUAGCUCCAGUCGGCUAUUGCACAGAAGACACUGCAAGAUGGGGAAACCCCAACCUGGCUGUGGGGUGCCCUUGUCCUCCCCACAGCAGUCAGGGCCCCAGCCGCAGCAGAGUGCGCCCCAGGGCCAGGCACUAAAGCAGCCAAGGCCCAGCAGCCCCGGCUGGCCGUGCUGGCCAAGGCGCAGAGGGAAGCCUGUGCCACCCUGCUCUUAGUGCUGCCACUGCUGUGCUCCACUCUGGGGACCAGGACGCUCCAGACCAAUGCGUUACUUCACUGUCCAGCAGAGACUGAUUUGUGUACUUUCCACCUGAUGCACUGGGAGUAUUUCCAUUAAAGAAUUUGUCUUGCUUUGUUAAUUAAAAGCGAUUGCUAUCUAAGCACCAGCUUUUGUAAUGAAAUUUGGGAUUUAAGGGACAAAGCAUCUUUUUUUUUUCAUUCGUAGUUUAAACCUCUGUGCAGCUAACACAGAGUCAUGCUUACUAAAUGCUAAAAUGAAAAAAUACAAGCCCUCAGCAGACAAGUUUGGACAUACCAGUGUUUGACAGCAGUCAUGUGCGAUCCCAGAGCUAUGUCUCUCCCUGGAGCUCAGGGCUUGUUCAGCCUUUUCCACCCCAGCUCAACAUGCUGCAUGGUGUGAGAGAGCAGCACGCAGUGGCUUUUACCUGAGAUGCUGGAGUGCAGGAUUCCUGCUGGUUAUCCCUUAGCUCCCUGCAAAGCUUGAAAGCUUCGGCGACCUGCCCUCACCCCAGCAAAAUUCUCAUAGAAUUAAAGCAAGUAAUUUAUAUGUGUGAGUGAACUUCAGAUGUGUUAAUAGUAAAAUGUGUACAGUACCUGUUAUAUGUACAUAUAUAUACACACCCCGUGCUGUCUAUCUUGUUUGACUGUCCAAGGGCAUCACGUUCAUCACAGGUCCCAAUAAAAACAGUCAAAUGAGGCAUGCAUCUUUUUGUAUGUCGUCUUUUGUACUUCAGUAACAUCAACUUCAGCAAGAAUAUUGCUGUGGUAUACAAAUAGUUUUUCAAGUUGCUCAGUCUUCAUUACUGUAUGUAAAAAUAGCUCUAAUAAACCUAUUUUAUUCUUA